AUGUCCUCUGCCACCCCACCUUACGAAGUCACUCUCGAAAACGUUGCUCACGUCCUCCAGCAUGACACCCGAGUCAAGCUGGCCGGUGUCGACGUCGAUGGCAUGCUCCGCGGCAAGCUCGUCUCCAAGAAGAAGUUCCUCUCCAUCGUAGCUGAUGGAUUUGGCUUCUGCUCCGUCAUCUUUGGCUGGGACAUGCAUGAUCGCACAUACUUCAAAGAAUUGACCAUCAGUAACAAGGAGAACGGGUACCGCGAUCUCGUGGCAGUUCCGGAUCUGAGCAGUUUCCGUCGCAUUCCAUGGGAGAACAAUGUGCCAUUCUUCCUAGUCAGCUUUCUGGAUCCCGAUACGAGUGAGCCGGUCUGUGCUUGUCCGCGGGGAUUAUUAAAGUCCGCCCUGGGGAAGGCGGAGGCCGCGGGGUAUCGUGCCAUGGCGGGGGCGGAAUAUGAGUUCUAUCAGUUCCGCGCACCAGGAACACACUCCAACCCUGAGCGCAAUGCGUCGGCCACGGCCACCUUUCUCAAGGAGAACCCUGUCGAGUCCCUUCCCCCGCUGACGGAAGGCAUGUUCGGGUACAGUCUGACCCGUCCCAUCCACAACCAAGACUACUAUUAUGGGGUAUUCGACGCGUGCGAGCAGUUCAAUUGUGAAAUCGAGGGUUGGCAUACGGAGAGCGGUCCCGGUGUAUAUGAGGCGGCACUACAGUUCGGAGAGGCCAAAGAGAUGGCCGACAAAGCUGGUCUUUUCAAAUACGUCGUCAAGUCGAUUGGCACCAAACACGGCAUCACACCAACCUUUAUGGCCAAGCCACGCGAGGGAUUACCCGGUAAUAGCGGACACAUGCACAUCUCACUGGUCUCGAGCGAUGGGAAGAAUGCGUUCAUCCGCGACACGCCCGACCCGAACCCGCCAUAUCCCGAUGUGGCUUAUCUCUCCGACCUAGGGCGACAUUUCCUUGCCGGGGUCCUUACUGGUCUUCCUGAUAUUAUGCCCAUGUUCGCACCCACCGUGAACUCUUACAAGCGACUGGUGGAGAACUUUUGGGCACCCGUUACGGUAUCCUGGGGACUGGAGCAUCGGGCGGCCUCAAUCCGGCUUAUCACCCCACCUACCGCGAGCGCAAAGGCAACCCGGCUGGAGGUGCGUGUACCCGGGGCUGAUGCAAACCCGCAUUUUGUUCUAGCAGCAGUUGUCGCGUUGGGGUGGCGGGGUGUGGAGAAGAAGCUGGAGAUUCCGGUUCCGCCCCUGUCCAAAGGCGAGGACAUGGGCGGGGCAAGCGAUAAGGGGGUCCGAUUAGCCAAGUCGCUGCGGGAAGCCACGACGGCGUUCAUGCGCAAAGACAGUGUCGCACGGGAGGUCUUUGGCGAUGCAUUUGUGGAGCAUUUUGGGGGCACGCGGGAGCAUGAAGUGCGCUUGUGGGAGGAGGCCGUCACGGAUUGGUGA
Aspergillus niger is the source of this 1440-nucleotide messenger RNA. RefSeq lists its product as uncharacterized. Bases 1 to 1440 code for a protein of 479 amino acids. The transcript has 4 exons. The record is from RefSeq and is a predicted model, not a curated record. Gene Ontology annotation, molecular function: glutamine synthetase activity. Lineage: Eukaryota; Fungi; Ascomycota; Eurotiomycetes; Eurotiales; Aspergillaceae.